AUGGCCAGCAUCGACAGAUAUCGACCGCCCCGUGAGGGCUACCAGCCUCCCCUCUCUCCCUCCGAAGCCCCCUCGCCCAUCCAGAUCUCCGUCCAAGCAACGCGACGUGCCCCCGGCAGUUCCAUCGCCUCCCGCCCAUUCCUCGCGCACAUCCUCGCUCCCGCCGCAGUCCCGACGAGGCGCACCCUCUCCAGCACACCCGUCGCCGACAACACCUCGAGCCCGCGCGAACCAGUGGCCGGCGCGAUGGUAGAGUUACCGCAGACCACAUUAUGGGUUGCUGCCGUCUUCUUCCACCGGUUCUACAUGCGCUGCAGUAUGGCAGAGGAGAAGGGCGGAAUACAUCAUUACAACAUAGCUGCGACGGCCUUGUUCCUGGCGAACAAAACCGAGGAAAACUGCCGAAAGACAAAGGACAUCAUCUAUGCCGUGGUCAAAGUUGCUCAGAAGAACCCGAGGCUCAUCGUCGAUGAGCAGAGCAAAGAGUAUUGGAAGUGGCGUGACAGCAUUUUGAUGCACGAAGAAUUGAUGCUGGAGAUGUUGACUUUCGACCUGAUGGUGGACAAUCCAUACCAGCGGCUGUACGAGUGUCUGACACAGCUCGACAUGCUUCACAACAAGCGCAUUAGGGAUGCUGCUUGGGCAUUCUGCUGCGACUCGGCUCUCACAGUCCUUCCGUUACUCAUGAACGCCACCGCGAUCGCCAUCAGUGCCAUAUUCUUCGCGACAGUCUCGUUGGAUGAGAAGAUCGAAGAUGGGAGGGACGGUGAUCCGUGGUGGCGAGUCCUGAAGGGCGACGAGGCACUCACGCAAUCAGCUAUCAGUGUGGUGAUGGACUUCUACUCGGAGAAUCCUCUUAGGAAGUCGGACUCCCGUUAUCAAGGAUCACCUAUCUUCAGCCUGGAGAACACUAGGCGAGGGCGCGAGCUUCCCAGCCAGACAGAGGCUGGAUCGAGUCACACCGGCACACCAAUGGGAACGGAUCGUGGUACACAAAGUCCACGUGCGCGGUAUCAAGGCAGGCCGGAUCGAGAAGACGAUACCAACGGCAACGCCGAUACAAGAAAGGAAAGUGGCGAGAACGGGGAUAACGAGCCGGCGGCAUCGCAACAGAAGGGCGACUCUGAUGCGAAUCUCAAGAUUGCAGCCAACGAUGUCGAUACCCACGUGGCAGGUCGAAGAACCAACGGCGUCAGCAACGGCGUCAGCAACGGCCUGAAAUCGCCAGCCUCAAAACGAAAGACUCCCGAGAUAGACCUGGACGAUCCGGACCGAGAGACGAAGCGAGCGCGGUUGUCCGAUGAGGACGAAGGAGAAGUUCCAGGCUAG
This is a messenger RNA of Diaporthe citri, 1329 nucleotides long. RefSeq lists its product as uncharacterized. The transcript has 3 exons. The coding region runs from base 1 to 1329 and encodes 442 amino acids. Gene Ontology annotation, cellular component: nucleus; cyclin/CDK positive transcription elongation factor complex. Gene Ontology annotation, molecular function: cyclin-dependent protein serine/threonine kinase activator activity. The record is from RefSeq and is a predicted model, not a curated record. Lineage: Eukaryota; Fungi; Ascomycota; Sordariomycetes; Diaporthales; Diaporthaceae. Gene Ontology annotation, biological process: regulation of transcription by RNA polymerase II; positive regulation of DNA-templated transcription, elongation.